CAUUAGAUAAAGAACAGCUUCCAUUAAAAUAAACGUUCAGAAAGGGAUUUUCAAUCAAGUUUUAUCAACGGAGAAACCGUAUUUGGGACAAGGUGAAUCUACAAGAAGUAUUCUGCCAACUAGAAGUGUAGAGUCCCCUAAUGUAACAGACUUGAUGUCUACAACAGAGAAACCAUACUGGGGAUUGGGUAAUUCUACAAGAAGUACUCUGCCGACUAGAAGUGUAGAAUCUACUAAUGUAACAGAAUUGAUGUCUACAACAGAGAAACCGUACUGGGGAUUGGGUAAUUCUACAAGAAGUACUCUGCCGACUAGAAGUGUAGAAUCCCCUAAUGUAACAGAUUCAAUGUCAACAACGGAUAAACCGUAUUUGAGAUGGGGUAGCUCUACAACAAGUACUCUGAUAACUGGGAGAGAAGGCUCGCUUAAUGUGUCAGACUUAGUUUCAUCAACGAAGAAACCGUACUUGGGAUGGGGUAAUUCUCCAGGAGGGAAUUUAAAUGAAGGCAGUUCACCAUGCACCUCAUCUGUUACUUUGGUUGGAUCUAUAUUAGGCGUUCUUUUGGUGCUUGUAUCUAUCAUAUUCAUCAUUAUCAUUAUAAGGCUAAGGAAAACAGCUUUAAGAAAGCGUCACAGACAUACCACGGAUACAAUCAGGGCAUAUGAAGACAUUGGUUCUGUAUCAGCAGAUCAUAGUUAUACUGCAAUGCAACAUAAUACAGGAAGAGGUUCAUAUAUCCAACCAAGGUCACCGUAUAUUAAUCAUCAUGCUAAUACACUAAUAAGCAGGAUUGAGGAAUGUGAGUUUACUGGAGAAAAAUCUGAAGACAACCAAUACAGUCAAAUUAAAGAUCAUCAUCAUUAUGUCGACAUUAUUACAUGAGACGAGUGUAAAUUAAAGGAUACAGUCAUCCUUAUAUAUUUCUUUUCUUUCCUCUAAAACAAGUUUAUUGCACUAUAAGUAGUUACAAAAGUUACCUUGCCUAUCGCAUUUGACAAGGCAUCCAUGUAUGUU
This is a messenger RNA of Mytilus californianus (California mussel), 1015 nucleotides long. RefSeq lists its product as uncharacterized. The transcript has 4 exons. The coding region runs from base 155 to 883 and encodes 242 amino acids. The record is from RefSeq and is a predicted model, not a curated record. NCBI's taxonomy places the organism in Eukaryota, Metazoa, Mollusca, Bivalvia, Mytilida, Mytilidae.